GAAGAACAUUUGUACUUCUCAUCUUCAGACAUUUACCAUCUUCCCUCUCUCUCAUCAUCUAAUGCACUCAGCUAUAAGAAAUAAAAUCAAGUGCAUGUUAGAUUCCAUCUCCAUCUUCCAAAGCUCUUCCCAUUCUCCUCCCUCAUCAUGGCAUCAUCUCCACUAUCCAUCAAAGGCAUCUUGAUCUUGUCCUUCAUUUUCAGCUUUCUGUGGCCUUUGAUGGCCCAACUCCAAGUGGGUUUCUACUCCUCAAUAUGCCCUGAUGCUGAGUCCAUUGUCAGCUCUGUUGUUAGAGAAUCUGUUCUUGACGACCCCACCAUGGCUGCAGCUUUGCUUAGGCUCCAUUACCAUGAUUGCUUUGUUCAAGGCUGCGAUGGAUCGAUACUCAUAGACAAGCCGAAUGCAGAGAGACUAGCAUUCAAUCAUGCUGGAGUGCGCGGAUUCGAUGUGAUUGAGAGAGCAAAAGCCCAGUUGGAAGACGCUUGCCAGGGUGUUGUUUCUUGUGCAGAUAUUGUAGCCUUGGCCGCUCGAGAAUCUAUUGCUUUGAGCAAUGGGCCGAGUUAUGAAGUUCCAACGGGUAGGAGAGACGGCCGAAAUUCUAAUAUUUCCGAUGCCGACAACAUGCCAGAAAUCGAAGACACUGUUCAACAGCUCAGAGAUAAGUUCAUGGAGAAAGGUCUCUCAGGGAAAGACCUAGUCCUUCUCACCGCGGCACAUACCAUUGGGACCACUGCAUGCUUCUUCCUCGAGAGACGGCUCUACGAUUUCCUCCCUGGCGGAGGAUCCGAUCCAUCGAUAAAUCCCGAAUUCCUGCCGGAACUUCAAUCCAAGUGCCCACAAAACGGCGACGUUAAUGUUCGACUAGGCCUCGAUCAUGGAAGCGAUCUAACAUUCGACACCCAAAUCCUACACAACAUCAAAGACGGGUUCGGUGUGCUAGAAUCCGACGCUAAGCUGUAUGACGAUGAAUCUACGAAGCGGGUGAUCGAUUCUUAUUUUGGAUUCAUGAGUUCUAUCUUCGGGCCUUUUUUUGAGGGGGAUUUCGUCGAUUCGAUUGUCAAGAUGGGCCAGAUCGGGGCGAAAACAGGUGCGGAUGGAGAAAUCAGGCGAGUUUGUUCGGCUUUUAAUUGAAUAAAAAUGUUUUAUUUGCUUAAGCUAGUUAAUGGUGUGAGUGAAAGAGACAUUUUAUGUGAAAACCGUUAACAUGGGAUACAUGAGCCUGGCAUGCUUGAAACUAUACCAUGUUAGAAUCGUUGGUGUCACAGCAAUGGCAUUGGCUUAUGAGACUUUUUUCA
Messenger RNA from Magnolia sinica, 1295 nucleotides. Its product is annotated as peroxidase 43-like. Gene Ontology annotation, cellular component: plasmodesma; plant-type cell wall. The record is from RefSeq and is a predicted model, not a curated record. The transcript has 4 exons. Gene Ontology annotation, biological process: response to oxidative stress; hydrogen peroxide catabolic process. Gene Ontology annotation, molecular function: heme binding; peroxidase activity. The coding region runs from base 148 to 1131 and encodes 327 amino acids. NCBI's taxonomy places the organism in Eukaryota, Viridiplantae, Streptophyta, Magnoliopsida, Magnoliales, Magnoliaceae.